Molecule: messenger RNA, 706 nt
Organism: Rhipicephalus microplus (southern cattle tick)
Lineage: Eukaryota; Metazoa; Arthropoda; Arachnida; Ixodida; Ixodidae
Gene: mRpL53
Product: mitochondrial ribosomal protein L53
Cellular component (GO): mitochondrial large ribosomal subunit
Source: RefSeq, a predicted model, not a curated record
UGAUAACCAGCUUUUUGCUCGCGUUUUCUGUUACCUUUGGAAGCUCUAAGUUAUGCCGUUAUGUCCAGCACCGUGAGGGCUCUGUGGCAGGCCGUCGCUCAAGCAUCGAAAGCUCUGCAGCUUGAGUCCUUCAAGAGAGUGACGGUCAGAAUCGAUCCUUUUCACAGCAAUGCGACUGCGGUCAGGUGGGUGGCAUGGCCGCACGGAGCGACGACCUUCAGUCAGUUUCAUCGUCCCGUGCUCCAGAGUUUUCAUUCUCUCCUGCAAAGAGACUUCCUGUAUCAUGUAAGUGCAUCAAGGGUGCGAUUGACCAACCCUGAGUGUUCCCUCAAGACUGAAGUGUUGUGCGACCGAUCAGAGCCCACCGUUGAUAUUGUGUUCGUGGAUGGUCGGCGAGCAGUGGUUCGGUGUGGCCACCUGAGCUGCCUAGAAGUGCUGCAGACCGUGGGCCGGCUCGGAGUAGGGGCUGCUGGCCAUGGCCAAGGCAGCCAGUAGUGACCAGCUGACGCCCCAGGCCGAGCUGUUCCUGCGUGCGUACAGCCAGGUGCCUGCGUUCCGGGACCUCUUUGACGAGGAGACCUUCUACAUCUUUGCGGCCUUCUUCGUUCUCGCCACCUGCCUCGUGGCUUUCCUGCUGUCGCGCUUCAUCACACUGCGCCCCGUCGAAUAAAUAAAAUGUUGCGCUUAUGCCAGGUGCAACAAUAAA